This is a messenger RNA of Penicilliopsis zonata CBS 506.65, 803 nucleotides long. RefSeq lists its product as hypothetical. The transcript has 6 exons. Gene Ontology annotation, biological process: nucleotide metabolic process. Gene Ontology annotation, molecular function: catalytic activity. Bases 18 to 425 code for a protein of 135 amino acids. Lineage: Eukaryota; Fungi; Ascomycota; Eurotiomycetes; Eurotiales; Aspergillaceae. The record is from RefSeq and is a predicted model, not a curated record.
AUCCAGAUCCAUUCGAAAUGGCUUCCACUGCUUGCAUUUUCUGUAAGAUCGUUAAGGGCGAGAUCCCUUCUUUCAAGCUUUUUGAAAACGACAAGGUCUUUGCUUUCCUUGACAUUCAGCCACUGAGCCGUGGCCAUGCGCUCGUGAUCCCCAAGUUCCAUGGCGCAAAGCUUACCGAUAUCCCUGAUGAGGAUCUUCGUGAAAUUCUGCCCGUCGCUAAGAAGCUCGCUCAAGUGAGUGGUGCCGAGAACUUCAACAUCCUGCAGAACAAUGGCCGCAUAGCUCACCAGGUUGUUGAUCAUGUUCACUUCCACAUGAUCCCCAAACCCAACGAGACCGAAGGCCUUGGUGUCGGAUGGCCCACCCAGUCUACGGACAUGGACAAGCUCAAGGCUCUCUACGAGGAGCUGAAGGCUAAGAUGUAAAUCUGGCUGAAAGAUGGAGUGAAGCUUAAAUAUAUCGCCUACUCUUAGGAUUAUUCGAGUGACAACACUGUCCCAUCAAGUAGGAUGAAGAAAAACCCAGUAGCCUCCUGACAGCAGCGAUGGUUGAAAAUCAAUGAAUGAGAUGAAUAUUCAUGCAACGUACACUCUCGUGGAUCAUCUAUUUACCACAUGAAAACAUAGAGAUCGGGAGCCCAUAUAGUUAUCAUCUUAUCGGCUCCCUUUCUGAAAGGAGUAAAGAACAGCCAUUCAGUCGACGUCGUCGGGAGUCGUCUCGAUGGCAAUGUUUUCAGCCUCCUUUUCGCUCUCCGCAGAUGUCUUAUUCGACUGCGGGUAGAAGUUGAGCUUCCCGCCACCCUG